GGCUGCUAUCGGCAGAGUGGUGUUACGGAAGUUAAUGCAACUAAUAACACCCAAGAACCUCCCCAAAAAUUAAUAUUAAGUUUUAUGAAUGAUCGGGAUGCGGCCUUCGCUUUUAUUUAAUGUCAGUGAUUUCUGAAAUAAACAGCUGUAUCCCUACAACCCCCCUAGCAGAGGAACCAGAAGGCUUUUUAAUUUUACAUUUUUCUUUUUUCUGUGGUACAUGUGAUUUCUACCGGUGGGAAAUUUUCCAUAACUUUUUGGAGGCCAACAAUUAAGUGAGAGUCUUCGUUUGGACGAGGACGAACUUGGUAAACCGAGGCGCUCUGAGCUAAACUUUGAGACUAAUCGAAUUGCAUUUUUGGGGGUCUUUGUGGAUCGAUUCAACUAUGGAAUACAAGGUGGAAGCCCAUCGGAUAAUGAGCAUUUCCUUAGGGAAAAUUUACAAUUCCCGAGUUCAACGAGGAGGCAUCAAGCUGCACAAGAACCUGCUCGUCUCUCUCGUACUCCGAAGUGCACGACAGGUUUAUCUGAGUGACUACUACGCUGGGGUCUGCCUGAACGCGCAACACAUCGAAGCUAAGGAGUGGGAGUUGAUGGACGCCGACCGAGAGAAGCUGAUCCCCGCGUCUGAGGCGGCGCAGCCAUCGUCGGCCGACUGCGGGGUUUCCGAGGCGGCGCAGCCCGGGCAGACCCGCACAACCGGAGGCGCGCAACUAUGUCUUAAGAGACAUGUGGGAGCGGAGGAUGGCCGCGCUUCAAGGUUACAAGAAAAAGACGGCGAUUCAUUGGACCCUAGUGAUGUUGCUGUAACAUCACCAGUAUCGCCUGCGAUUAGUGAAACUCAGUGCGGCUCCUCGGACUGUGAAACGGAUGCAGAUGCUGCUGUAACAGAAGGGGAUUCACGCCAGCCACCAAAAGAUCACGCUUGUUCACACAGGAAGCGGAGCGCUGAGGAGACUGGGGUCAGUGAAACUCCCGUGAAACGGACAAAAGUAACGCCGAACGCCAUCGUUGCUAAUAACGAAAUCGAGGAAGGCGAGGAAAUGGAUACAAGCAAUGUGUCCAAUCUCAUUACGAUUUUUGGUUCUGGUUUUUCGGGCCUGCUAAGCAAAGACAGCGCGAAAUCGGAGUCGGAAACGGACGACAGCGACUCGGGGUCAGGGCAAAUAUGCUGUGAGCAGAUGCUGAAGAACCUAAACCCGUGGACCACGGCCAUCGUUGCUUUUUAAUGUCCGCGCCGUGUGUGGUUUAUUUUUGUUUGUUUUUUUAAACUGUAAAAAGUUAUAACGUUCACACACGGCGGUUCAUGCCGCAGGUCUUGUACGGGUUCCCCUGUGACACGUGGGGAGGCGUGGGCGGACUGUGCAGCAUGGACUUCCCCACGCGUGGCGCUCCCACGUCCAGACUCAGCAUGGGCUGUUCGGCUUCUGAACACGAAAGAAUGUGAAUGUGCUGGUACUACUACAUAAAUUACCAUGUCCAAGAAGUGAACUUAAAUGGAACAGCUAUACAGUGCAUUGAGGUUGACUUGAAUUUAACCAGCAAUCUGAAUCAUUAGUAAUUGUUGGUGUGAAGUUAUGCUAAUGACAUCUGUACAAAGUUAAAUGUUGUUACAUUGAUGUAGGAUAUACUGACUACAACAACCAAGAAUCUCCAGGGCUAAGGCCACUGGAUUUCCCAUGUCUUUGUUUUAUAAAGACUUGUAUAUUUUGUAACCUUGUUCUUGUACAUAUUGUUUCCAAUGUUAUGUAUUUUAGUAUUUACUAUGACAUUUACGUGAUCAUCACGUAUUAAAACUUUGGAAUGAUUUGA
This is a messenger RNA of Electrophorus electricus (electric eel), 1812 nucleotides long. It is a transcript of the gene ier5, whose product is annotated as immediate early response 5. Lineage: Eukaryota; Metazoa; Chordata; Actinopteri; Gymnotiformes; Gymnotidae. The record is from RefSeq and is a predicted model, not a curated record.